AUGGAACCGAAAAGGCAAAGGACGGCGUACACCAGACAUCAAAUACUCGAGCUGGAGAAAGAGUUCCACUACAAUCGGUAUCUAACGCGGAGGAGACGAAUAGAAAUCGCCCACACUCUAGUCUUGUCGGAGAGACAAAUAAAAAUAUGGUUCCAGAACAGGCGUAUGAAGUGGAAGAAGGACAACAAAUUACCCAAUACCAAAAAUGUCAGGAGAAAAACGAACCCGGCGGGCGUCACUACGACAACGACAAAGGGAGCCACACCAAAGAGUAGAUCAAAUAAGAACACAAACAACAACGACAAAAAGAAAACGAACAACAAUGGGCGACCAGAUAGCAUAGAGAACGUUACCGAUAACAUUAUGAAUGACUUACACUGCGUCGGAGCGCAGAAUUUAUCGCAUGAUCCGGCGAUUAGUCCGAUGACUCUUCCAGGCAACCAAAUGGCCCCGGGACAUCCGAUGACGCCGCACCAUCUGCACAUGAUGAGCAUGCACGCUGGCAUGGAUCCGAGCAUGGUCGCCAAUCUGUCCACGCACGGUUCGCCAGUUGGAAAUUCCGGUUGCGGCACAGGCAUCAGCUCUGUCAAUACGCCAGUCAUCAAAUCUGACUAUGGACUUACUGCCUUA
Messenger RNA from Iphiclides podalirius (scarce swallowtail), 630 nucleotides. NCBI's taxonomy places the organism in Eukaryota, Metazoa, Arthropoda, Insecta, Lepidoptera, Papilionidae. The record is from the annotation of a GenBank genome assembly.